AAGUAGUAACCGGGACCAACGGCUUAACCCUGACACCAGGAUUGGUGAGGUUGGUAAUCCACCUCACAACCCACACGAUAGAAGAAGAGAUUGAAAGUGUCAAACUUUUUCACAAAUAGACAUAAGUACCACCACAAAACUUAUCGGGGCAGUCACAAACUACCAAAACACAUCUUGCAGGCAACUUGUAAAUGAAUAAGUUGUCCUAAGAUGAAUAUGAUGGAUGAGCCAUAUGGUUGUAGGUUACCAACCUAAUACCCUUAUAGUAUAGAUCAUAAUUUUAAAAAGGGCAUGCCUAAUGGUUUAGCUGACUUUAGGUCAAAAGCUGGGUGCAUUCUAUUUUAUUUGUUCCCCUUAAUCCAACUUAACAUUAACCUGUACGAUUCGCGUAGGUACUCUAUCAAAGUCAUAAAAGUUAAUAUUGGUUUUGAUUUAAGAAUUUCCAUAUUUCUGAUUCAUAUGAGCGCCCUUGACGUCACCAAUCACCUGAUAAGCUACGAUCGAAAGUAUUACUAGGGCAAUCUUGUUCCAAUGCCCGAAAAUACGGGCCCUUACACGACAUCGUCAGUUGGUUUCCGACCGUCGCGCGGCCCGCCAGCUCUCACGCUAUAAGUACCAACAACCAAUCUGAUGACGAACAAUCAUAUUUACGUAGCCAUGGUGACAAAGGGCUUCGUUUUAUUUAAUAGACAAAUGACAUAACGCUCGGAGAAACAAUCCCCGUUUGUGAAGCCACAUGUACGGGCUUCGUUUUCUAAGAUGCUAUGGUGGAAACAGAUAGAGAGGGUGCAAUAUAACGUGAUGAUGAUCGAGAAGGAAGAAGAGAGGAAUAGACAGUACAAUGAGAAUGCAACGUUAACGCUCUCGCUGCCGACACGCGACCCUGUGUUGCAAGACAACCUACUCAUAGCUAACAUAGAGCAAGUUAAGUCGCUACAGGCGUCACUGUUUCCUAUAUGUAACAAAGGCACAUUUAUUUCAAACUUCCUACAAAACAACAUAAAGACUAACCUGUUAGAAAUAAACACAGAUAUAAGAACAUUUCGAACGACAGCGAAAUUAAAAGAACCACGGGAUCUCUUUGCACUCCCAAAAGAACUUGAUUGUCCUCAACAAGCACCUCGGUGGCCUUCAGAAUGUCAAGUUGUAGAAGAAAAGAUACAACAUAUAACAUGGACUCCAACAAAUCCAGAACCAUAUUACAUCUCCACGGGAAAAGAACUGAAACCACAGCCUGUAGGCGAAGAGGCGGGUACUGUAAUAUUUCAGUACUAUCCUAUGAGCGCCGUCAACUAUUUCAGUCGCUCUACAGUAGGAGGAUCUCGUUUAUAUCUAUCAGCUUGUGCCAGUGCUGGAGGUGGUGGAGUUGACGACGAAUUGCGUUUCGAAUCUCGCUUCGAAAGCGGGAACUUAGCCAAAGCAAUACGUAUAACCUCAGCAUAUUACGAACUCCAUCUACGAACUGACCUCUACACCAACAGACACAUGCAAUGGUUCUACUUCAGGGUCACAAACACGAAAAAGCAAACGAUGUACAGGUUUUCAAUAGUGAAUUUGUCAAAAGCUGAAAGCUUGUAUAAUGAAGGCAUGCGGCCUCUGCUAUAUUCGACGAAGGACGCACAAUUGCAUUCGAUCGGUUGGAGACGAUGCGGCGAUAACAUUGCCUAUUACAAAAACGAUUCCACAUGUGAGGAAGAGGAACAAUUUCCAAGCUACACGUUAACAUUCAACAUAGAAUUUCCACACAGCGACGACGCCGUAUACAUAGCACAUUGUUAUCCUUACACGUAUUCGGAUCUACAAGAAUACCUAUCAAGACUCCAAUCUCAUCCGAUCAAAUCCACUUAUUCGAAACUAAGGCUUCUUUGUCGAACGUUAGCAGGAAAUAACGUGUACUACUUGACGAUAACUGCUCCACCAAAUCCUAACGAAUUGGAACCAAAGAAAAAGAAAGCAGUAGUAAUAACAGCGAGAGUGCAUCCAGGCGAAACGCCUUCAUCGUGGAUGAUGAAAGGUUUCCUGGACUAUUUGACAGGAGACUCCAGCCAAGCCCGAGAGUUGCGGGAAAAGUUCAUUUUCAAACUAGUUCCUAUGCUGAAUCCGGAUGGCGUAAUCGUCGGUAACAACCGAUGUUCGCUGACCGGAAAAGACCUAAAUAGACAAUAUCGGACUGUAAUCAGGGAAACCUACCCACCCGUGUGGCAUACCAAAGUAAUGAUACGCAGAUUACAGGAAGAGUGCGGUGUGGCCUUAUACGUAGACUUACACGCACAUUCUCGGAAACAUAAUGUGUUCAUAUAUGGAUGCGAAAGUAGAAGAAAUUCAGACAAGAGAUUACAAGAGCAAGUAUUCCCGUUGAUGCUUCAUAAAAACGCCGCGGACAAGUUCUCAUUCGAAAAUUGCAAGUUUCGUAUACAACGCAGUAAAGAAGGCACAGGACGAGUGGUUGUGUGGAUGCUAGGAGUUGCAAACAGCUACACGAUGGAGGCAUCCUUUGGGGGAUCAGAACUCGGCAGUAGAAUGUCCACACACUUCUCUGUCCAAGACUACGAGAGCCUCGGAAAGACAUUCUGCGAGACCCUCUUAGAUUUCUAUGAUGAAGAUCCUAGCAAAGAAAGACUGAGAAACAAAAUCGUGACAAGACUGCUUAAAGAAGGUUCUAAUGCUGAUGAGCCGACAAACAUUGACCUUUCUGACUAUUCUAGUGACGAAGGAGACACUUCGAGUAGCAGUUCGGAUGCUGUAAGACAACCAGGUGACUUGCAACAAACCGCGCCACCGCCGUCACCAAUUUUUCCAGAUAUCAAUAGAAAUAUAAAUGACUAUUUGUUUUCGUCUUUACAACAGAAACCCAAGAAGCCACGACCAAGGUUGGAGAAAUCGAAACGUAUUGAGAAGAAGAAGGCAAAACGAGAAACUUUGCAGGUUUCAAGAGCCACGAUAGAUCUUACUUCAGACGGCAUGUCAGACGCAACGACAGACGAUGAGAUGUUUGAAGAGAAUCUUAGCCCCAUCAAACGAGUUCAUAAGCUUCUACAUAGUUCUUCAAAACCUAAGGCUAGGAGAAAAAAGAAAAUGCCACCAGAACUCAAGAUCAUUCGCGCACCGACGAGCGAUUCUCCUUACUAUUCAGACAGAGAAAAGAAAUCGCCAAAAUGUGGAAGACCGCGAAGCGUCUCGAUGAUAAAUGAACCGAUAGAGAAACCAAGGUUGACGCCAGCAUCUUGGCAUCAGUUCAGGCGGUUGCCACCGCCAAAAUGUCUUUCUGACAACAAGAACCGAUUUACACAGCCAUCAGAACUUCAAGUGAAACUGAAUUCCUUGAAGAAGAAUGUGUGGACUGGUGUACAUAAUGAUGAAAGAGGUCCACUGUCAUGGGGCAUCUCCACUUUUGCAAUGAAUUCAUACUUUACAGACAGCGAAGCAUUGUUGAGGUCAUGUUCCAAAAAAUUAGAAGAAUUGGAAGGAGAACGCAAGAAAAGUAAAGACGAGAAGAAAAAGAAGAAAGCCAAAAAUAAGAAGCUUUCUCUGAAAGUGCCAAGUUCAGUGGAUGAUAUUUUAGAACCAAUAAGUAAAUUACCUAAGGCCUGGAAGAAGAAAGGGAAGUUAAAACACACCAAAUCAGAGAAUUCUCCAUAUGUGAACAAUGCCAGUUUUACUGAUAUACCCAGAAACACACAGCCUUCACAAAAAACAAGUCCUGUAGUUAGUAGACAGGCAAAGACAAACUUUAGAAAAAGUGCUUUCGUAAUGACAGCAAUCCAAACUAAAAAAUCUGUUACAAAAACCAUCAACACUCUUAUAUCGGACAAUUCUGAUUCUGAAGACUCCAUACAAUCUACAAAAAAAGUAAAAAAGAAAAGUAAAACUCUAAAAACUAAAUCAAACAAGAUAAAUCUAGAAGGUAAAUUUAAGAACUGAUAUGCUGAAAAUUGCUCACUUUAUCUAUUUAUUACAUUUGUUUUAAGAUUGAUAAAAUAUUGUAAAUGUUGAUUAUUAUAUUAUGUUACUUAGAGUAAUGAAUUGUGUUGUAAUAACGAAGGAACUGAAUUUACUUUGCAAGAUAAGCCUCAUAGCUUUGAUCUAACCAUACUACGGAUAAGUGUUCUUACAUAUGUGGUGUUACAUAUCUAUUGAAUUGUAACAAAAAUAGAAAAUAUCUGUGUAUAACCAACUCAUUUAUAUUAAUAAGAAUGACUAAGUUAUACAAGAAAGUGAGUAAAAAUGUUCCAAUAGUUUAGAAUAGAUAUCUAAAAUAAAAAAAUAUGAAACAAUACAAACAUA
This is a messenger RNA of Pectinophora gossypiella (pink bollworm), 4284 nucleotides long. It is a transcript of the gene Nna1, whose product is annotated as cytosolic carboxypeptidase 2. NCBI's taxonomy places the organism in Eukaryota, Metazoa, Arthropoda, Insecta, Lepidoptera, Gelechiidae. Gene Ontology annotation, molecular function: zinc ion binding; metallocarboxypeptidase activity. The record is from RefSeq and is a predicted model, not a curated record. Gene Ontology annotation, biological process: proteolysis. The transcript is spliced from 17 exons. Bases 760 to 3921 code for a protein of 1053 amino acids.